Molecule: messenger RNA, 762 nt
Organism: Hypoxylon fragiforme
Lineage: Eukaryota; Fungi; Ascomycota; Sordariomycetes; Xylariales; Hypoxylaceae
Exons: 1
Coding region: 1-762 (253 amino acids)
Molecular function (GO): FMN binding
Source: RefSeq, a predicted model, not a curated record
AUGGGUCGAAAACGCAAAAGCCAAGGAAAAGAAGAAGAAGAAGGGGAAGAACAGCGCGAGGUAUCGCCCUCCACCAAACAACUCAAGACCAAUACCACCACCACUACCACCACCACUGUCGCCGAGUCCUCCUCCUCUUCUCAGCCACAACCCAGCAACCCCCAUCAUGGCUUCAUUUCCUACCCACCAAGCAAGGUCUACCGGCUAAUUGAGCCCGGGCCUGUGCUACUAGUCACGACGGGGUCGCUGGCCGACGCGACACACAACGUCAUGACUAUAGGCUUCCAUAUGGUGAUGCAGCACGAGUCGCCACCGCUUCUCGGCAUCUGUCUCGGACCGUGGGAUGCGUCCUUCGCCGCGUUGAAGAAGCGGCGGGAGUGUGUAUUGGCCGUGCCGUCUGUUGAGAUGGCAGGGGUCGUUGUCGAUGUGGGGAACUGCUCUGCCGACGACGACGAGAUGACUAGUGGUGGAAAGUGGCAGCGCUUCGGGCUAGAAGCACUCCCAGCUGCCAAAGUCCAGGCGCCCCUGGUGGGCGGGCCCGAUGUCAUCGCCAACAUCGAGUGUGUGGUCGAGGACACGAAGAUGGUCGGCAAGUACUCGAUGUGGGUGCUGCAGCCUGUCAAGGCGUGGAUCAAUCCAGACAAGAAGCCCGGAGAGGGCGGGAAGAUGUUCCACCACCGUGGCGACGGCACCUUCGUCGUUGACGGGGACGUGCUGGAUUUGAAGGAUCGAAUGGUCAAAUGGCAGGAAUACCAAGACUGA